Messenger RNA from Prorocentrum cordatum, 2373 nucleotides. NCBI's taxonomy places the organism in Eukaryota, Dinophyceae, Prorocentrales, Prorocentraceae. The record is from the annotation of a GenBank genome assembly.
AUGGCGCCCCACCUCAGCAAGAGGGAGCUCGACCUCUGCUUCUCGCUCUACGCCGCUGGGAAGACCCCGGUGGAGAUACGCGACCUCGUUAGUCGGACCCGUGAGUCCCUCGACGAGACUGGGCCAGAUUUGACGACCGUCCGCCGGGCCCUCCGGGGCGCCACGCACAGGCGUGGCCCAGCGGAGACUCGCGGCCGCAAGCCCGAGCUCACGGCCGUCAAGCUCCGCGCCUUGAACAACGCGCGGGUUCGUUUGAUUCGGGCGGCCAAGGGCGAGGCCGAGAUUCACCUCAAGGACGUGAUGAAGGCCGCGCGGGUCUCCGACGUCCACAAGGGCACGGCCUCCAGGCACUUCAAGCGCCUCGGGGUCACCUGGCGCGCUCCCCGCGCGGAGCCGCUCCGCGGCUCCGCGGAGGCGGAGGAGCGCGUGGCCGCGCGUUCGGGGUGGAAGCGGCUCCCGGGCAAUUAUUUCACGCACCAGGGCACGGCCUCCAGGCACUUCAAGCGCCUCGGGGUCACCUGGCGCGCUCCCCGCGCGGAGCCGCUCCGCGGCUCCGCGGAGGCGGAGGAGCGCGUGGCCGCGCGUUCGGGGUGGAAGCGGCUCCCGGGCAAUUAUUUCACGCACCAGGUCGAUGCCAUCAUCGACAAUAAGGUGCCCCCCAUCCCCAUGACCAAGCGGGCGAAGACGCACGCAAAGAAGAGUCGCGUUCGCGGCCACCUUCGCACCAAGGCAGAGGGGGCGCGACUCUCGGUCCCGAGCGCGAUCCCAGGGGCCGGGGGCGGGGGCCGCCGGGCCGCCGAAGUCGAGAUGCCGAUUCCGCCCCCGAUCGUUGCCCCGAUCCAUGUCCUCAAGCCUUUCACGAAGCCGAAGGGGAACCGGAACAGGGUGAACCCAGGCGCCAAGGUUCACGUGGCCGCAGCCAUCGUGAACAACAAGGUCCGCGUCUGGCACUACCUGCCCACCCUGUGGUGCGCCGACGCAGCCUGCGAUUUCUACGCGGGCGUCCUCGCUCCCGCGCUUCGCCGUUGCCGGAAGGGGCGCCGCGCCUUCCGCAUCCUGGAGGAUAACGACCCCACGGGGUACAAGAGCAAGAAGGCCGUUGACUGCAAGAUGGGUCUCAAGAUCACCCCCAUCAAGUUCCCCAAGUAUUCCCCGGACUUGAACCCCCUCGACUACUUCCUCUGGGCGGAGGUCAACCGGCGAAUGGCAGAGCAGAGCGCGCCGGCCAACGAGUCUCAGAGCGCUUACAAGGCGCGCCUCAGGCGCGUCGCCAUGGGCAUCCCGAAGAGCGUCAUCAGGGCAGCCGUCGUUUCGGAAACGCAGCCCGACCAGGACGCCGCGUCGCCUCUGGAGACCGUGUUGGCUGAGGCCGAGAAGCUGGACUCGUUGCAGUGGGUCUACUUGGUGACCAUAUCGCGCGUCCUGGACGCGACCCUUCCCGACGGCCGCCAGUACCGCGAUCUUGGCGCGAUGAGCCGGGAGGACAUCGGAAAAACAGUGGCCGACGCAUUCAACAAUCCGAAUCCGACUGGGUCCGCGGGCGGCCGCCCUAGGAAGGAACCGGACGGCCAAGCGCUCGUGUCCAUGGCGGUGGUGUUCCAGGAGAGGCACAAAGACGGCGCGAUCCAUUUCCACGUUGCUGUGAAGCUGACUAGGUCGGGCCGUUUCCAGCAGGCCAAGCGCACUCUGCGUGAGCGCCAUUCGUUGCCGAGCCAUUUCUGUGGUUCCCACCGGCGAAUGUGGAGCGCCGUGAGGUACGGGUAUAUGGAGACCCCAGCCAAACCAGAUGUCGACGACGCCCCGUGGGUGUGGCAGCCAGACUGGGCCGGGUUCGCGCGCGAGAACGACGCCAUCGACCUCUUCGAGAUGUCGCAGGAGCCAUACAUGGCAGGCGUGCGGGUGAAGCGCCGGGAGGCCACGGACAAGGCGGCCGGGGCGAUGGGCACGAAGACGACGUUCGACCUCGUAGACUUGACCUCGACCAUCAUCGCCAAGCACUUGUGGACGAAGGGCAGCCUGAUGGCGUACGUCCAGGACCGCGGGACGAAGGCCAUGCAGCGGUUCGUCCGCAGCCGAGUGCGCAAGCUGACGGCGGACCUUGAGGAGACGAAGGAGUGGGCGUCUGCCCGCGAGAACGCGGCCUUCGAGGCGGUGGACGAUUGGACGCUCGUGUGCCGCUGCGCUGAGGAGACAUGUCCCCAUGGCCCGGCGUGCUCGUACAGGUCAGCCGUGGAGACCAUCUUCUCCCGCAGCGCCGCUUCUUUCGACGUUCGGGAGCUCGCGGCGUCUCUGCGGGACAUUCUGAUGGUCGGCCCGAAGAAGACGACGAGGGUGCCCUUCCUGGUGGGGCCGUUUCCGGGAAGAGCACGGUAG